CGUGUAUUGUACAAGCGUCGAGCAUGGGCCUCUGUGCUGAUUCAGUGAAGGAUGAAAAGGAUGAGAAAUGUGCACACAAGAAUUUUUCCAGGCUCAGCGCAGCCAGUUGGUGGGGCAGCUGGCCUUAAGGUCGUUGGAGAACUUUGAAAGUAUCUUGGACUAUUUGUUGUCUUGGGAAGUGCUUACUUGGGAGGAUUAUGAGAGUGUAAGCCUCCCUGGGCAGCCCCUGUCCACUCUGGCUCGACGCCUCUUGGAUAUUGUCUGGAAUAAGGGAGGGCAAAGCUGUGAACUGCUCUUUGCUGCAGUGCGGAAGGCAGAGGGAGCGGAUGAUCAAACAGAACCACCGAGGCAGUGGAGUCAGAAUGUGUCCUGUCCAGCCCAGGACCUGCAGAGACAUAGGCCAGUGAUUGUCAGAAAAAUCUAUGGCCAUGUGGAAGGCAUUUUAAACCUCUUACUGGAACGUGGUUUCAUCACCAAGUAUGAAUGUGAUGAAAUCAGGCUGCCGAUAUUUACGUCAUCUCAGCGGGCAAGAAGGCUCCUUGAUUUUGCAAAAGGAAAGGAAAAUGGAGUGGCCCACUUUCUCCUCCAACAUGUCCAUCAGUUACCUGUCCUGCCAGCCCCAUUCCCCGAAGCUAUCAUAUGUAAGAAGUAUGUGGCCAAGCUGAAGGCCACGGUGUCCGCCCAUUCUCGUUUCCUUAGCACCUAUGAUGGCACCGAGAAUCUAUGCCUCGAAGACAUAUAUAUAGAGAACAUCUUAGAGAUCCGGAAGCCCCUUGGUGUCAGUGCCCCAAGCCAGAAGUGCCACGAGGCCCUGGAGCUCCCAGACAUCUUCAGUGACAGUGGUUGUGUCAAUAAAGAUGCUGACACCGUGCUGCUGGUGGGAGAAGCCGGUAGUGGGAAGAGCACGCUCCUGCAGCAGCUCCAUGGCCUGUGGGCCACAGGCCGGCAUUUUCACGAUUUCCUCUUUGUCUUCCCAUUCAGCUGCCGACAGUUGCAGUAUGUUGACAAGCCAGUCUCGGUGCAGAGCCUGCUGUUUGAGCAGUGUUGCUGGCCAGAUGAGGGCCAACAGCAGGUCUUCCAAUACCUCCUUGAUCAUCCCAACCAGGUCUUGCUCACUUUUGAUGGAUUUGAUGAAUUCAAGUUCAAAUUUACAGACAGGGAGACUCACUGUUCCCCAACUGAUCCUACCUCUGUCCAGAACCUGCUCUUCAACCUUCUUCGGGGCAAUCUGAUGAAGAAUGCCAAGAAGGUGCUGACAAGCCGGCCCCAUGCCAUCAACCCUUUCCUCAGGAAGUAUGUCCAGAAGGAACUUACCCUCAAGGGCUUCUCCCAGGACGGGAUAGAGCUGUUCAUGAGAAAGCAUCAUAGCGACCCUGAGGUCGCAGAUCGGAUCGUCCAUCUGGUAAAAGCCACCCCGGCCCUGCACGGCUUGUGCCAUGUGCCCGUCUUCUCCUGGAUCGUGUUUAAGUGUCACAAGGAGCUCCUACUGCAUGGAUGCGGCUCCCUGAAGACGACCACAGACAUGUAUCUUCUGAUCCUGCGUCAUUUUGUGCUGCACACCUCCCCGGAGGACGCAGGGUGUUGCCCUGGCACCACCACCCUUCGGCCUUGGCUCCCCACCAUCUUGCAUCUGGGCAGACUGGCCCUGUGGGGCCUGGGGACGUGCAGCUAUGUGUUCUCUGCAAAGCAGCUCUGGGCAUCUGGGUUGGAUGAGGGGGACCUUUCCCUGGGCUUCCUGGUACGAUCUAAGAGCUUCUCUCAGGAGAGCUCGGUUCCAUUGGAGUUCCUGCACAUCACUUUGCAGUGCUUCUUUGCCGCUUUCUAUCUACUGCUUGGCGCUGAUGUCACCCCCUCGGCGAUCAGAUGCUUGUUCAGCCAUCACAAGAAGCCCAGUCGGCCCCUGGCUAGGCUGCUUCCCAUGUCCUGUAUCCAGUCCCCUGAACGAGAGGAGGCUAGUGUCAGGGCCCUCCUGCUGAAAGCUGAACCCCACAACAUCCAGAUCACUGUCAUUUUCCUGGCUGGCCUGCUGUCCCAGGAGCACUGGGGCCUGUUAGCAGAGUGCCAGGGGGCCUCCACCCUCCUCCUCCAGAAACAGAGCCAGGUCCGGUGGUGCCUGGCCCGAGGCCUCAGGAAGCACUUCCAUUCUAUCCCACCGGCUGUGCCCGGUGAGGUCAAGAGUAUGCACGCCAUGCCUGAGUUUGUCUGUUUGAUCAGGAGCCUCUAUGAGAUGCAGGAUGAGCUCCUGGCCCGCAAAGCCGUGUGCAAGCUGGAGGUUGGCCACCUGAAGGUGACCUAUUGCAACAUUGGUCCUGCGGAAUGUGCUGCCUUAGCCUACGUGCUGAAGAACCUGCAGCAGCCUGUGGCCUUACAGCUGGAUUACAAUUCGGUGGGAGACAUUGGCGUGGAGCAGCUCUUGCCGUGCCUACACGUGUGCCAGGCUCUCUACUUGAGAGAUAACAACAUUUCCGACCAGGGAAUCUGCAGGCUGGUUGACCAAGCUUUGCAGUGUGACCAAUUUCAGAAGCUUGCAUUGUUCAAUAACAAGCUGACGGAUGACUGUGCUCACUCUUUGGCCAGCCUUCUCAAGAACAAGCAGAACUUCUUGGCAUUGAGGUUGGGAAACAAUUACAUUACUGAAGUAGGAGCCAAGGUGUUGGCCAAAGGCCUGAAAGACAACAAUUCUCUUCAGUUUUUGGGUCUCUGGGGCAAUGCAGUGGGAGAUGAGGGAGCCCAGGCGCUUGCAUCUGCCUUGCAUGACCACCGCAGCUUGAAGUGGCUCAGCUUGGUGGGGAACAACAUUGGCAGUCUGGGUGCCCAGGCCUUAGGUCUAAUGCUAGAGAAGAACAUGUCACUGGAGGAACUCUGCCUUGAAGAAAAUCGUCUCCAAGAUGAAGCCUGUGUACCCCUGGUGAAUGGACUUAAGAAAAAUUCAAGUUUGAAAGUCCUCAAGCUUUCCAACAACAGCAUUACCCACCAAGGUGUUUCUGCCCUGCUUCAGGUCCUGGAAAGUAAUGUUACUAUCAAAUCAGUCUGGCUCAGAGGGAACAAUUUCACUCCAGAGGAAAUUGAGCAGCUCAGCCUCAUGGAUGCCAGACUUCUGCUUUGAUCACCAAGAGUCAAUUUGUUUGGGGAGUUUUGAGUUAGGCCUUGUAUACUAGGAAAUUUGGUUUGAUGAAGAAUUAAACUCUGUCCUCCCCAGUUCCUGUUAGCCCCAGGAUAUUGAGUUAGACACUUUCAGAUUGGAGCAGUAUUCAACAACCAAAGAUCCCUCUCUAAAGCCUAUUUACAUCAAGCCCCUACCAGAUUCCACCCUGUAAACUGAAAUUUGACUGACAUAAUCUAGUGAAUCCCUCUGGAGGUUGGUGGGCAUCUCCUGGGUGCAUAAUAUAUGGUCUUAUGCUUUAACCUUCUGAAGCAGAGGAGAGUAAGCUCUGUUAGCUUUAAUUGAAUGUCUGCUUUUCUACAGAAUACUAUGCUACCCAUAAAAAUCCUGAUUGUUUAUGUAAAGGGGAGGGUUGGAGGAUGGUAAUGAAGCUGAAGGAAGGAAAAGUUCAGGAAAAAUGAAUGUCCCCUUUACCCUGGUAGCUCUUUCUCCUGGGCCUUAAGUACGAUCCUAGAUCACUGCCCUGAAUCUAUACUCCUAUCAUGAAUCCUGGGCUCUGAUAUUGCAUCUGUUUGCCCUACCAGUCAAUCAACCCACCAACCAACAAGCAUGCAUUAAAUGUGCACCGUCCUAGGUGCAGUACUGUCCUAGGUGCUGAUCAUAGAAAUACAAAUGUGAGUUGGUUCUUGCACUUGGGGCAGCUAGGUGGCACAGUAGACAGAGCACUGGCCCUGAAAUUGGGAAGACCUGAGUUCAAAUCUCACCUGAGACACUUACUAGCCAUGUGAC
Dromiciops gliroides (monito del monte) is the source of this 3892-nucleotide messenger RNA. It is a transcript of the gene NOD2, whose product is annotated as nucleotide binding oligomerization domain containing 2. The record is from RefSeq and is a predicted model, not a curated record. Gene Ontology annotation, molecular function: protein binding. Gene Ontology annotation, biological process: regulation of apoptotic process. Lineage: Eukaryota; Metazoa; Chordata; Mammalia; Microbiotheria; Microbiotheriidae.